This is a messenger RNA of Tupaia belangeri chinensis (Chinese tree shrew), 4737 nucleotides long. It is a transcript of the gene JAK2, whose product is annotated as Janus kinase 2. The transcript is spliced from 23 exons. The record is from RefSeq and is a predicted model, not a curated record. Gene Ontology annotation, biological process: tyrosine phosphorylation of STAT protein; growth hormone receptor signaling pathway via JAK-STAT; intracellular signal transduction. The coding region runs from base 1 to 3399 and encodes 1132 amino acids. Gene Ontology annotation, molecular function: growth hormone receptor binding; histone binding; ATP binding. NCBI's taxonomy places the organism in Eukaryota, Metazoa, Chordata, Mammalia, Scandentia, Tupaiidae. Gene Ontology annotation, cellular component: membrane; cytoskeleton; cytosol.
AUGAGAAUGGCUUGCCUUACCAUGACAGAAAUGGAAGGAAUACCCAUAUCUCCUAUACAUCAAAAUGGUGAUAUACCUGGAAAUGAUAAUUCUGUGAAGCAAAUAGACCCAGUCCUUCAAGUAUAUCUUUAUCAUUCUCUUGGGAAAGCUGAGGGAGAUUACCUGGCAUUUCCAACUGGGGAGUAUGUUGCAGAAGAAAUUUGUGUUGCUGCAUCUAAAGCUUGUGGUAUUACACCUGUGUAUCAUAACAUGUUUGCCCUAAUGAGUGAAACAGAAAGGAUCUGGUAUCCGCCCAACCAUGUCUUCCAUAUAGAUGAGUCAGCCAGGCAUAAUGUACUCUACAGAAUAAGAUUUUAUUUUCCUCACUGGUAUUGUAAUGGCAGCAACAGAACCUAUCGGCAUGGAGUGUCUCGAGGUGCUGAAGCCCCUCUUCUUGAUGACUUUGUCAUGUCUUAUCUUUUUGCUCAGUGGCGGCAUGAUUUUGUGCAAGGAUGGAUAAAAAUACCUGUGACUCAUGAAACACAGGAAGAAUGUCUUGGGAUGGCAGUGUUAGAUAUGAUGAGAAUAGCCAAAGAAAAGGAUCAAACUCCACUGGCCAUUUAUAACUCUAUCAGCUACAAGACAUUCUUACCAAAAUGUGUUCGAGCAAAGAUCCAAGACUAUCAUAUUUUGACAAGGAAGCGAAUAAGGUACAGAUUUCGCAGAUUUAUUCAGCAGUUCAGCCAGUGCAAAGCCACUGCCAGAAACCUGAAACUUAAGUAUCUUAUAAAUCUGGAAACCCUUCAGUCUGCCUUCUACACAGAGCAAUUUGAAGUAAAAGAACCUGGAAGAGGUCCUUCAGGUGAGGAGAUUUUUGCAACCAUUGUAAUAACUGGAAACGGUGGAAUUCAGUGGUCAAGAGGGAAACAUAAAGAAAGUGAGACACUGACAGAACAGGAUUUACAGUUAUAUUGUGAUUUUCCUGAUAUAAUUGAUGUCAGUAUCAAGCAAGCAAACCAAGAAGGCUCAAAUGAAAGCAGAGUUGUAACUAUCCAUAAACAAGAUGGUAAAAAUCUGGAAAUUGAACUUAGCUCAUUAAAAGAAGCUUUGUCUUUUGUGUCAUUAAUUGAUGGAUAUUAUAGAUUAACAGCAGAUGCACAUCAUUAUCUCUGUAAAGAAGUAGCACCUCCAACAGUACUUGAAAAUAUACAAAGCAACUGUCAUGGCCCAAUUUCAAUGGAUUUUGCGAUCAGUAAAUUGAAGAAAGCAGGUAAUCAGACUGGACUGUAUGUUCUUCGAUGUAGUCCUAAGGACUUUAAUAAGUAUUUUCUGACUUUUGCUGUUGAGCGAGAAAAUGUCAUUGAAUAUAAACAUUGUUUGAUUACAAAAAACGAGAAAGGAGAGUACAACCUCAGUGGGACUAAGAAGAACUUUAAUAAUCUUAAGGAUCUUUUGAAUUGUUACCAGAUGGAAACUGUUCGCUCAGACAGUAUCAUUUUUCAGUUUACUAAAUGCUGUCCCCCAAAGCCAAAAGAUAAAUCAAACCUUCUGGUCUUCAGAACCAAUAGUGUUUCUGAUGUACCAACUUCACCAACAUUACAGAGGCAUAAUAAUGUGAACCAAAUGGUGUUUCACAAAAUCAGAAAUGAAGAUUUAAUAUUUAAUGAAAGCCUUGGCCAAGGCACUUUUACAAAAAUUUUUAAAGGUGUAAGAAGAGAAGUAGGAGACUAUGGUCAACUACAUGAAACAGAGGUUCUUUUGAAAGUUUUGGAUAAAGCACAUAGAAACUAUUCAGAGUCUUUCUUUGAAGCAGCAAGCAUGAUGAGCCAGCUUUCUCACAAGCAUUUGGUUUUAAAUUACGGAGUAUGUGUCUGUGGAGAGGAAAAUAUUCUGGUUCAGGAGUUUGUAAAAUUUGGAUCACUAGAUACGUAUCUGAAAAAAAAUAAAAAUUCUAUAAAUAUAUUAUGGAAACUUGAAGUAGCUAAACAGUUGGCAUGGGCCAUGCAUUUUCUGGAAGAAAAAACCCUUAUUCAUGGGAAUGUGUGUGCCAAAAAUAUUCUACUUAUCAGAGAAGAGGACAGGAAGACAGGAAAUCCUCCUUUCAUCAAGCUUAGUGAUCCUGGUAUUAGUAUUACAGUUUUGCCAAAGGACAUUCUUCAGGAGCGAAUACCAUGGGUACCACCUGAAUGCAUUGAAAAUCCUAAAAACCUACAUUUGGCAACAGACAAAUGGAGUUUUGGUACCACUUUGUGGGAAAUCUGUAGUGGAGGAGACAAGCCUCUGAGUGCUCUUGAUUCUCAAAGAAAGCUGCAGUUUUAUGAAGAUAAGCACCAGCUUCCUGCUCCAAAGUGGACAGAAUUAGCCAAUCUUAUAAAUAAUUGUAUGGAUUAUGAACCAGAUUUUAGGCCUUCUUUCAGAGCCAUCAUUAGAGAUCUUAACAGUUUGUUUACUCCAGAUUAUGAACUAUUAACAGAAAAUGACAUGUUACCAAAUAUGAGGAUAGGUGCCCUAGGAUUUUCUGGUGCUUUUGAAGACAGGGAUCCUACACAGUUUGAAGAAAGACACUUGAAAUUUCUACAGCAACUUGGCAAGGGUAAUUUUGGGAGUGUGGAGAUGUGCCGGUAUGACCCUCUGCAGGACAACACUGGAGAAGUGGUAGCUGUAAAAAAGCUCCAGCACAGUACUGAAGAGCACCUCAGAGACUUUGAAAGGGAAAUUGAAAUCCUGAAAUCCUUGCAGCAUGACAAUAUUGUAAAGUACAAAGGAGUGUGCUACAGUGCUGGCCGGCGUAACCUAAGAUUAAUUAUGGAAUAUUUACCUUAUGGAAGUUUACGAGACUAUCUCCAAAAACAUAAAGAGCGGAUAGACCACAAAAAACUUCUGCAGUACACAUCUCAGAUAUGCAAGGGUAUGGAAUAUCUUGGUACAAAAAGAUAUAUCCACAGGGAUUUGGCAACAAGAAAUAUAUUAGUGGAGAAUGAGAACAGAGUUAAAAUUGGAGAUUUUGGCUUAACUAAAGUCUUGCCACAAGAUAAAGAAUACUAUAAAGUGAAAGAACCUGGUGAAAGUCCCAUAUUCUGGUAUGCUCCAGAAUCACUGACAGAGAGCAAGUUUUCUGUGGCUUCAGAUGUUUGGAGCUUUGGAGUGGUUCUAUAUGAACUUUUCACAUAUAUUGAGAAGAGUAAGAGUCCACCAGCGGAAUUUAUGCGUAUGAUUGGCAAUGACAAACAAGGACAGAUGAUUGUGUUCCAUUUGAUAGAACUCCUGAAGAAUAAUGGAAGAUUACCAAGACCAGAUGGAUGUCCAGAUGAGAUUUAUAUGAUCAUGACAGAAUGUUGGAACAAUAAUGUAAAUCAGCGCCCCUCCUUCAGGGACCUGGCUCUUCGAGUAGAUCAAAUAAGAGACAGUAUGACUGGAUGAAAGAGAUGACCUUCAUUCUGAGGCCAAAGUAGACUUACAGAACAAAGUUUUGUAUUUCACAUUGCUGUGGAAUAUUAUUACAUAUAUCACCAUUACAUGAACAUGACUCUAGCCAGCAAAGAUGUGAAAAUAGCUGCUUAAAACUUUUGAAGUUUAAUGAGUCUUCUAGAGGCCACCUGUAAAUGACAUUGAUGUAAAGUCCUGAGCAAGAAAUUUUUGUAAAAAAGUUUCAUGAACCCUAUCUGUCACUUAAUGUCACCCUUUUCUGACUAAAGAAAAAAAAUGGACAUUUUUCAACUCAGCUUUUUAAGUGAUGAAAAAAAUAAUAAUGUAAAUUUUGCAGUGUUGAAUAUGCACAGAAUAUAUAUGUAUAGAUUUAAGCACAGUGAAUGUAUGAUACCUUGGCCUCUUGUGUGAUGUUUUACACAAGCGCUGGUGUUCAUUAAUAAUGUUUUCUAAUUUUUCCAUAGUUCAUCUACAAUAACUUCUCUAUACAAACAGAUCAGAUGUGCAGAUAACUGAAUAAGCACCUUUGUGUCCUUGUUCAUCUAUACCACUGGCCAGCAAUAUAAGCAGGUAUAUUGUUUUAGCUUGUAGUUCCAUGUUCUGUAAAUAAUUUUUCAAAGCAAAGGGAACAAUUGUCUAGUUUCAUUUGUAUAGAAAACUUCUGUGACCCUAAAAAUAGAUUCAUUUUGGAAUGUAAGAGCUUACAGAGAUAUAACACAAUCUAUUUUCUUAUUUGUUUCCCUUGUAUGUAUUUGUGGUGAAUGUGUUUUUUAAGCAGAACUAUCUCCCAAUUUUUUAAAGACUACAAUGAAUAAUUUUCUUUUAAUAUUCUGAGAUUAAAAAUACCAGGAAUAUUGUCAUCCUUUGAGCCACUGACUGCCAGUAAGAUUCUUCAGUCCCUGAGACCUAUGGUCAUUCAUUUAAUUUAAGUGUAAGCCAUAAAAUAGAUUGUUUUAAAAAUGUAUAAGCCUCAGUAAGAUGUAUAAUGGGUUAGGAAUUUUUUUAGGUGUUUCAAAAAUCUGUUGCAGUCAUAAAAGAGAUUUCAUCUUGUGAGCGAGUCAUGUACACAAGGGAGAAAUGAAGUAAACUGUGAAAAGUUUACUUGUUAAUUUUACUCAAGAAUGCCAGUAGAAAAUUCAUAAUAUAUACCUUAAAGAAAAAUGAGAGUAUACUUAUUUUCAAUUAAGUAUAAAGGGUUAUUGUCAUUUGUUUUAGUGCUACUCCAUUUUAGACACAUCUAAAAUAAAACAUGGUGGGGUUUUUGUGUGUGUGCUAUUUAUACAAAGCUUAAAACACUAUUUUGGUUAAAAUAAAAUAGUUUCUUUAUUUUCA